AUGGUUAAAGGCGCAAAUGGCACCCCCGAUGCUGGGCUCCGGAGCCUCAACCAUUACCGCAACCAACUCCCCAGCUGGCGGUAUUGGCCACGACAGAAACUUCUCCCGCUGAUUCGCUAUGAGACCCCUUAUCUGGCCUGGUGUCAGGAGAAGGUCCGCACCCCGGCCCUCGACUCCUACUUCGCCUUUACUGCCAAUCUCGGUACCCAUACCUUCUUCAUGGUCUUCUUGCCCAUUCUGUUCUGGUGUGGAUAUCCCAAUCUAGGUCGCGGAAUGGUCGAUCUUCUGGCGUCCGGGGUGUUCUUCAGUGGUUUCAUCAAGGAUCUGCUGUGUCUCCCACGUCCCCUGUCCCCACCGUUACAGCGCAUCACCAUGUCCGGUUCGGCCGCCUUGGAAUAUGGCUUCCCGUCCACCCACUCCACCAACGCCGUGUCCGUCGCCGUGUACGUCCUCGCUCUGCUGAAUGCCCCCGAUUCGACCUUCACCUCCGGCGUCAAUGUUUUGCUGCAAGGGAUCACCUACCUCUACGUGGGGUCUAUCGUUCUGGGCCGGUUGUACUGUGGAAUGCAUGGUUUCUUCGACGUCAUCGUUGGAUGCUUUCUGGGCACUGUAAUCGCGGCUGUCCAUUACCUCAAUGACGCCGAAAUCCACGAAUUUGCCCAUUCUGGUACGGGGAUGCAAGUGAUGGUGAUGGUGUUGAUCAUCGUGGCUCUGGUUCGCAUUCAUCCCGAACCUGCGGACGACUGUCCCUGCUUCGAUGAUAGCGUCGCCUUUGCCGGGGUGCUUCUGGGGGCGCAAGUGGGGUACUGGCACGCGUCUCAGAGGGAGGCGGUGGGAGAUUAUCGGGUGAACCUGAAUUAUCGAUUGGAGCACCUGGGGCUUUUCAAGAUGUCUUUGCGUCUGAUCUCGGGAGUGCUAUUACUUUUCGUGUGGAGAGCGAUCUCAAAGCCGUUCCUUCUGCGCAUGCUUCCCCCGGUGUUUCGUGGGUUGGAGAAGGUCGGCCUGAUUCUGCCGCGGCGGUUUUUCACCAAAGCUUCGCAAUACACCAAAGUACCCGCGCACCUCAAAGAUAAGGAAAUCCUGCCCAGCUUCUCCGACAUCCCCUCGAUCCUCACGGGAAUCCGACACCCCCGUCGGCGCGCCAUCUCCGUUGGACCACAGUCAGAAGCGGACGCCUACGAAACCCUUGCCUAUCGCGAAAAGCGCCGUCGUGAGAGCAUAUCCAGUAAUUCCGCGUCUCCGGACGUGAAUCACGGUUCGCCGUCAGAAGGUCCGACACAGAAGCUGUCGCGCAAACAAUCCAAGCUGCACGAGUACGAGCAUAUGAUGGGGACAGGCAGCCCACGGAUUGCAACAGCGGUGGAUGCGGGAGCAGGGGCUCCGUUGUUGACCGAACCGUUCCCGGCAUUAGAACCGGAGGAACCAGGUGAGGAAGAGGUGUUUGCGCAGAUCAAACGGCCCCGUGUGCGAUAUGAUGUGGAAGUGAUUACAAAACUGGUUGUAUAUUCUGGCAUCGCGUGGAUUGUAGUGGAGGGGGCGCCGAUUCUCUUCGAUAUGGUUGGACUUGUGCCACGGUAG
Messenger RNA from Aspergillus terreus NIH2624, 1578 nucleotides. RefSeq names its product PAP2 domain protein. Lineage: Eukaryota; Fungi; Ascomycota; Eurotiomycetes; Eurotiales; Aspergillaceae. Gene Ontology annotation, molecular function: sphingosine-1-phosphate phosphatase activity. Bases 1 to 1578 code for a protein of 525 amino acids. The record is from RefSeq and is a predicted model, not a curated record. The transcript has 5 exons. Gene Ontology annotation, cellular component: endoplasmic reticulum membrane.